Bradysia coprophila is the source of this 3253-nucleotide messenger RNA. RefSeq names its product SIX homeobox 1 protein sine oculis (gene so). Gene Ontology annotation, cellular component: transcription regulator complex; nucleus. Gene Ontology annotation, molecular function: DNA-binding transcription factor activity, RNA polymerase II-specific; RNA polymerase II cis-regulatory region sequence-specific DNA binding. The record is from RefSeq and is a predicted model, not a curated record. Gene Ontology annotation, biological process: regulation of transcription by RNA polymerase II. Lineage: Eukaryota; Metazoa; Arthropoda; Insecta; Diptera; Sciaridae.
UCAAUAUUCAGUUCUUCGAUUCUGUUGCCGGAGUACGGUUCGCUUAGUGAACAAUUUGUAGUGUGAACCGUCGCACACACUGUAUAUUUGUGAAGUAGAUAGUAAGCUUAGUGUGGUUUUGAAUAAUUUUUUGUAAACGUAAAUUCAAAACUGUCUGAUACAAGACGAUCGCUUUAGUGGUGAUGACAAUUUCAUGAUUUUAAGAUUAGUGAGUCUGAAAUUAGUGAUGUAUAAAUGAUAAAUAUAUACAAGUUUGAUGAGCGUGUAGUACGGAUGUUGAGGAUACAAUAAAAUUGGAUUAAAGUGAUUGGUGUGAAACUAAUGUGAAUAUGAAAUAUAAAUUCAAAAACUUAUUACAGUGUUAACAACGAUACGAGUGAAAAAAUAAAAUAAAUUUACAUUAAAAUGAAAGUGCGAACAUAAAAAAGUUAAAGAAAAACACAAAAAAAAAUUAAUAAAAAAAAUCAUACCACAAAUGAAACAUUAAGCGCAAACAAUAUGCUGCAGCACUCAACAACGGAUUUUUAUGAUUUAUCAUCAACAACAAGUAUCAGUAAUCGACAAACGCCCCCAUACAGUCCCACGGGAGGUACAGCAGCCAGUGUGAUAUCAGCAAAUAAUAACAAUAAUAAUAAUUCAAGUAAUAAUAAUAAUAACAAUAGUCUGGAUACGUUGCAAAAUGGGGGGUCGACGAGUUGUAGAGACGAAGCGUUAGCCUUUAGUUUUGGAUUUACACAGGAACAAGUUGCUUGUGUUUGUGAGGUUCUACAACAAGCUGGCAAUAUAGAAAGAUUGGGUCGUUUUCUUUGGUCGCUACCGCAAUGUGAUAAACUGCAAUUAAACGAAUCUGUACUGAAAGCAAAAGCUGUAGUUGCCUUCCAUCGGGGGCAUUUUAAGGAACUAUAUCGAUUACUCGAGCACAACCAAUACUCACCUCACAAUCACGCAAAAUUGCAGGCUCUAUGGCUUAAAGCGCAUUAUGUGGAAGCCGAAAAACUGCGAGGAAGACCGCUCGGUGCUGUUGGUAAAUACAGAGUUAGACGUAAAUUUCCAUUGCCACGAACAAUUUGGGAUGGAGAGGAAACUAGUUAUUGUUUCAAAGAAAAAUCACGAUCUGUACUACGCGACUGGUAUACACAUAAUCCUUAUCCAUCACCACGUGAGAAAAGGGAAUUAGCUGAAGGAACUGGACUUACGACAACACAGGUUUCAAAUUGGUUUAAAAAUCGACGACAAAGAGACAGAGCCGCCGAGCACAAAGACAUUGGUGGUUCCGAAAAGCAACAUCUCGACUCAUCCAGUGACUCCGAAAUGGAUACACCAACAAUGAUGCACAGCAGUAACAGCACAGCACAACAACAAUCGAACACCUCAAAUACACAAUCCACGCAACAUUUGCAAUUAAAUUUAAGUAGCAAUCAACAACCAAUUAGCGCAUCGCUGAUGGCAUCAUCCACCAGCAAUAUGUCAACGUCGCAUGGUAAUGUGACGGGUCACAGUAAGAGUUUAACACAGAUGCCACCAUUGUCAGCUGUUGCAUAUUCGCAUUUGCAUAGCGUAAUGGGAUCGAUGCCGAUUUACGAUAUGAGCGACUAUCAACACUUAUGAUUCUAGUAAAUGGAUUUUUGUAAUUAUAACGAAAUGAGAUCAGUAAAUUUUUUCUUUUUUUUUGUUUUAUUUAUUUAAUUAAUUAAUUUGUAAAGUGAAAUGAUAUUUUCAUAAAUUUAUUUAAAUAAACUAUUUUUAUUUGCCUAGAUUCGUAGAGAUUGUUGUCCAAUUAAAAAAAAAUGAAAUAAAAUUUUUUCAUCAUAUCAAGCAGACACACACACUGUAAAAUUAACACAGAUCGCCACUUUCAUUAUAUAUUUUUUUCAAAUUCAAAUUUUAAUAUCGGAAUGAGUAAAAUAAAAUUGCAAAAAAAAACUUUUUCGAGAUGCGUAUACUAAAAAGCUUACACUCAAAUAACACGCAGCCUGAUCACCACACUAAUAUACCAUUCAAUAUUAACUCAAUGAGGAAUUUCCGAUUAGAGAAACUAAUAGACCACGAGCCUUAUGCGACCGCAAUUUGAAGCCUAUGUCUCUUUAUUGCACUGCCUGAGACAAAAUCGUUAUUCAUGGAACUCAGCUGAAAACUCAUCAUCAGAGUGUUAAAAAACUUGAAAUGCCUGCGGCCUCGUGCCACAAUUACACAUCUAGUAGUACUAGAUUCUAGUACCCAAUAAAACACUUUGCACUUGAUGCCAUUGCGUACAAUCGUGAGCCUAAUAAAGUACUUUACACCGCGAUUCAUACAACGAUUUAUGCAACAGAGGCAUCCAAUGUCUGCACAUUGUGAUGCUGAGUGGCAUAAAUGACUAUUUCCUAACAAUUGCCUAAAUGGCUGGUUUUGCGCACAAGAUGUGAAAAUAUAUCAGAAAUUACAUGACACAUGGCUAUUACCGUAAAGACUAUCAAAGACCAGAAAGAAUAGAUUUGGUUUUAUGUAUUGAACAAUAUGUUACGGCGGAUAGCACUCUGAUAUAAACGCCGUCUGUCGGUCUAUAUAAAUACAUUUUCUAGGAUUUAGCUAAUCUUAAUCUUGCUGUCUUAAUGCACACGUUUCAACCAGACGGAAGGAAUGCUAAUUUAAAAUGCCUCUUCGAAGAUCUAUUUUUAUUCGAUUCGAUCGGAUUAUCAAUGCAGAGUAAUUGACCAAGUUAAUUGAUGUUUUCGUAGAGAAGUUUAAAUCUGUUCUUAACAACGACAUUGAAGACCAUUGUCUUGUGGUAAAUAGCAAGUAUCAAAUCCCCGAAAUCAACAAACAUUAAGCCUAACCAUUUUUACAAAUAUUAACGUCACGGUUUUAGUCAAUUUGGAGACAUUGGUUUUUUUAACAUUGCACGUACAUAAUACCUUCAAGCAUAAAAAUCGAAUCAAUUGAAUUAAAUGAAAAUUUUAUAGUUUGCAUGGUCGUGGAUAUUAUUCUGUGGUAGAAAGUAAAUUAAUUGAAAUUGUAAAUAAAACUUACCAAAAAAAGGAAGGAGAAGAACGAGAUGUACUUAAACUAUUUAAGAAAGUGCUGAUGAUGAAAAUAUUUGAACAAAUUAAAAUUAUCACAAUGGCAGUCCUACUCGAAUAAAAUAACAGAAAUCUCUGCAUAAAAUAAUAAGAAAAUCAAUUUAAUAAAUAAAAUUAUUGCACAGAGUUGUAAUCUCUUAAACAUUAUGAACGUCAAAAUAUUUUCCAGUUAAUAAAUCGACAGCUCAAAAUAA